AUGCAGUUCUCUUUGGAGAUGGAAGCCUACUGCGUGUCAAUCGACUUUCAGAGUGCGGCAAGUAUUGAUCGCCUAAUUGAUUACACUGCUGUGAUUUCAUUGUUACUGAGAGCUUUAGGGGGCUCGCCACCGCCGCCGCCGCCGCCUUCUCCUCCUGACAAGGCGAUCCCUUCAGCUCAGGCAGAGGCAGAAGGGAUCCGAGCAGGAGCAGGAUCAGCAUCCUCAGCCCCCACGCACCCGCGGGUAGCAGCUCCGCUCUGCCCGCCGUCUCUGCUGCUCCCCUACAGCUCAGCCCACUGCCGCCCGCUUUGCCCUGUGGCCCGCCGGGGCGCCCGACAGCCGGCCCGCGGGGCGGGGAGCACCUUGCCAACAGCCGCUCCGGCAGCCGCCGCUGCGGCCGCCACCUACCACAUGCCUCCCGGCGUCUCCCAGUUCCCUCACGGAGCCAUGGGCAGCUACUGCAACGGGGGAAUCGGCAACAUGGGAGACAUCCCCUCCUACCCAGACGGCAUGAGGGGCAGCGCGGCGGCCGCAGCCGCCACCGGCUGGUACGGGGCCAACCCGGACCCUCGCUACUCCACAAUCUCCAGGUUCAUGGGGCCGUCCACGGGCAUGAACAUGACGGGCAUGGGGACGCUGACGGGGAUCGCCGAGGCCGCCAAGUCCAUGGCCCCGCUCCAUGCGGCCCCGAGGAGGAAAAGGAGAGUGCUUUUCUCGCAGGCGCAAGUCUACGAGCUCGAGAGAAGGUUCAAACAGCAGAAGUACCUCUCGGCCCCAGAGCGGGAGCACCUGGCUAGUAUGAUUCAUCUCACGCCGACCCAAGUUAAGAUCUGGUUCCAAAACCAUCGGUACAAAAUGAAAAGACAGGCAAAGGACAAAGUCACGCAGCAGCUGCAACAGGAGAACAGCUUGUGCCAGCAGCAGUCUCCGCGGCGAGUGGCGGUGCCCGUGCUGGUGAAGGACGGGAAGCCAUGCCAGAACACUUCCAACACUCCAACGCCCAGCCAGGCCGGUCCGCAACAGCCGCCGCCGCCCAGCGGGGCCAAUGGUGUGCUUCCCUCGUCCAACAGCGCUGUCCAUCAGCACCAAAACCCACAAGUUAACUCCUUAACCCAGGCACCUGACCUGGAAGAGAUGUCCCCCAGCCCGCCUUCCCUUCACAACCAAGUCACUAACCUGGCUCAAAUGGACGCGACCACUGUCGAUUACAACAGUGGCAUGGUCAACCCGAACCUGCUCUAUGGCAGGACAUGGUAA
This is a messenger RNA of Gracilinanus agilis (Agile Gracile Mouse Opossum), 1257 nucleotides long. It is a transcript of the gene NKX2-4, whose product is annotated as NK2 homeobox 4. Gene Ontology annotation, biological process: regulation of transcription by RNA polymerase II; cell differentiation. The record is from RefSeq and is a predicted model, not a curated record. Gene Ontology annotation, cellular component: nucleus. Gene Ontology annotation, molecular function: RNA polymerase II cis-regulatory region sequence-specific DNA binding; DNA-binding transcription factor activity, RNA polymerase II-specific. The transcript has 4 exons. The coding region runs from base 1 to 1257 and encodes 418 amino acids. NCBI's taxonomy places the organism in Eukaryota, Metazoa, Chordata, Mammalia, Didelphimorphia, Didelphidae.